AUGGAGGAGAAAGAUCAGCCCAUCACGGAUGACCACCGGAAGCUCGUCUUUUCCUUCCUUCGGAUGAUGCGCCGGUCGAAGGUCGAGAACCCCGAGCGCACGGAGGCUGUGGCGCAGAUGCUCGGUGAGGAAUUCGGCGUCGACCCGGCCGGGAGCGGCGGUCUGCAUGACACAGAGGUGGACGUGCUAGAGGCCUUCAAAACGGCGCUGCGUGAGCACGAGCGUCGCAGCGGCGCCGAACAGGACGAAAAGUUCAUGUCUUUUGUGGAGCUUCUGGAGAAGAAGGGCUAUUUCAAGGGCGUUGAGAAGGGCUCCGACGAGUACGCGCAGCGGCUGGAAAAGGCGCGCGAUAAGUUCAACCAACGCAACAACCCCUAUGAGGGCCUCACAGCGGAGCAGAUAAAGAACAAGGGCAAUGAGCUGAUGAGCCAGGCCAAGUACAAGGAGGCAAUCGCGUAUUACACCAAGGCCAUUGAGCUGGAGUCGGACAACGCCGUCUUCUUCGCCAACCGCGCCGCGGCUCACACGCACCUCAAGGACUACAGCAACGCCAUCAUCGACUGUGAGCGUGCCAUCGUCAUCAACCCAGAGUACUCCAAGUCGUAUUCCCGCCUUGGAACAGCGCUCUUCUAUCAGGAGAACUACGCCCGCGCUGUGGAGGCGUUCACCAAGGCGUGCGAUCUCGACCCCGACAACGACACCUACAAGGAGGACCUUAAGCGGGCGGAGGAGAAGGCGAAGAUGACUGGCCUCACCACGGGCGGCGGCAUGGGUGGCUUCCCGGGCAUGGGUGGCUUUCCCGGGAUGGGCGGCAUGCCAGACAUGAGCCAGUUUGCGAGCAUGAUGAACAACCCGCAGUUCAUGGAGACAGCUCAGCGUAUGAUGCAAAACCCCGAGUUUAGCAACAUGGUUGCCAACAUGGCGGGCAAGUUCAGCCAGGGCGGCAUGGACCCAGCGGAACUGAACCGCCUUGGUGCCGACAUGGGGAUGCGCAACGUGGAUGAGGAGGGCAACGUUGUGACGCCGUUUGGCAAGGUGAACCGUGCCGCUAUUGAGAAACUGCAGGAGGAAGAAGUGCGCAAGAACCCGAAGCUGGCUGGAAUCAUGGCGGAUGUGCAGGCCAACGGCUACGGUGCCUUCCAGAAGUAUCUCGGCGACCCGGAUGUCAUGAGCCUGAUGAUGAAGUUCCAGAGCCUAAUGUUCACAAACCCGAACAGUAGUGCUUAG
This is a messenger RNA of Leishmania braziliensis MHOM/BR/75/M2904, 1227 nucleotides long. It is a transcript of the gene SGT, whose product is annotated as putative small glutamine-rich tetratricopeptide repeat protein. Gene Ontology annotation, molecular function: protein binding; molecular adaptor activity. Bases 1 to 1227 code for a protein of 408 amino acids. The record is from RefSeq and is a predicted model, not a curated record. Gene Ontology annotation, biological process: post-translational protein targeting to endoplasmic reticulum membrane. Lineage: Eukaryota; Euglenozoa; Kinetoplastea; Trypanosomatida; Trypanosomatidae. Gene Ontology annotation, cellular component: membrane; TRC complex. The transcript has a single exon.